Gallus gallus (chicken) is the source of this 3018-nucleotide messenger RNA. Its product is annotated as scavenger receptor cysteine-rich type 1 protein M130-like. Gene Ontology annotation, cellular component: membrane. The transcript is spliced from 7 exons. The record is from RefSeq and is a predicted model, not a curated record. The coding region runs from base 1117 to 2940 and encodes 607 amino acids. NCBI's taxonomy places the organism in Eukaryota, Metazoa, Chordata, Aves, Galliformes, Phasianidae.
GUCAUUGUCCCCCAAAGUCCCCAGGAGCUGUAGCAGAUAGUUGGGCACUGCAGGGCUGUGCCAGCAGGACAGGAGGCUCAGGAUGGGGACAGAAGGACUCCUAUCCCCUCAGGUGCUGUGGCUCCUCCUCUGGGUGCAGCUGUGCAGAGGGGCAGCAGAGGUGAGGCUGGCGGAUGGCAGUGGGCGCUGUGAUGGGAGAGUGGAGGUGAAACACCAGGACCAGUGGGGGACCGUGUGUGAUGACGAGUGGGAUGAGGAGGAUGCAGCGGUGGUUUGUAAGCAGCUGGGCUGUGGGUCAGUAAUCAGUGCUGUACAGAAUGAAGGAUUUGUGCUAGGAUCUGGCCGCAUUUGGAUGGAUGAUGUCGGCUGUCAAGGCACCGAGUCUGCCCUGUCUGACUGCACACACAGUUUAUUUGGUGAACGGUACUGCACACACAGUCAGGAUGCUGGAGUUACAUGUACAGGUGAGGUACUAGCCACUCCUGACCUCUGCGGCCAGAUUUGGGGAAUCAAUAAGUAGAUAUCGUAUGUGGCCAGUUGUGCUGUUAUUGCUGGUCCCUGGGGAAUGGCCAUGGGGCCCUGCUUGGUCCCCAGUUGAGGUGGAGGUGAGGAGGGACAUGGGCAUGGAAUUGCCAGAGGGCUCUGGGACCCCACAGGGUGCCUUUGUUCACUCCAGGAUUUGUCCGUCUGGUUGGAGGGGACAACCGCUGCUCAGGACAAGUGGAGAUCAAUGACAGGGAAGGGUGGAAAUCUGUCUGUCACUCACACUUUGGUGCCAAAGUUGCUGAUGUGGUCUGCAGAGAUCUUCAGUGUGGCAGAGCCCUGUCCGUCACCAGAGCAAGUCCCUCUGGAGAAGGGACCGGUCCCAUCUGGGACAGAGAGCUGCAGUGUGUGGGGGAUGAAUCCACCCUCUCCUCCUGCCCCAUGGGGACUCCUCAGGACCAGCCCUGCACCCAGACAAGCACUGCUGCCGUCAGCUGCACACGUAAGGGCUCAGGGAAGGCUGUUGGAUACUGAGUGUGUGCCAGGGACAGGGACAGGGCUGUGUCGAGUGUGAGGUCAGGAGGGUGAUGUGGUAUUUUGUAGCCCUAAGGCAGUGCUGAAGGAGGAGGCUUCAUGUUGUCCCUUUGGCCUCUCCUCCGUCUCCUGAGGGAACCAGAGCACAAAUCACUCCCCUCCAUCCUCCUCUGUCCUCAAUUCACAGGGUUCAGGCUGGUGAAUGGCAGCACGCCGUGCAUGGGCAGGGUGGAAGUGGAGGUGCAGGGAACAUGGGGCACCCUUUGUGCCUCCCGCUGGGACCUCUUGGACGCCCACGUUCUCUGCCAUCACCUCGGCUGCGGGUUUGCGGUGUCCGUUCCUGAAGGAGGGCAUUUUGGGAGAGGAACCGGCCCGGUCUGGAGUGACUCGUUCCAUUGUGAGGGGACUGAGUCCAGCCUGGAUCAGUGCCCGGUGACCGCCCUGGGGGCCUCUCGGUGCUCCCAUGAGAACGAUGCUGCCGUCAUUUGCUCAGGCCCGCCUCACAAUGCAUCUCUAAGACUGGUGAGUGGAGGGAGCCGGUGCGACGGGCGCGUGGAGAUCUUCCAGCACGGGACAUGGGGCAGAGUCCUGGAUGAUCAGUGGGACAUGGAGGACGCUAGCGUGGUGUGCCGGCAGCUGCGCUGCGGGGAGGCAGAGGCAGCCUACACUGUGCCGAGGGCCGAGCGAGGGACGGGCCCCGUGGGGCUGCGCGGGGUGCGGUGUGCAGGCCACGAGGCCAGCCUGAGCCUCUGCAACACAUCCCUGCCCGAGGCCAUGGGGAUCAUGGAGGACGUGGGGGCCGUGUGCCAGGGUGAGCAACAGCUGGGGCUUCCCCCCACUGCAGGGAGCCGCCAGGUCCGGCUGGUGGACGGGGCUGGGCGAUGUGCAGGGAGAGUGGAGAUCUACUACCGGGGGCAGUGGGGCACGGUCUGCGACGAUGCCUGGGACACGGCCGACGCCAAUGUGGUUUGCCGCCAGCUGAGCUGCGGAUGGGCCGUGGAGGCGGCCGGCUCGGCUCGCUUUGGGGAGGGCUCUGGGCACAUCUGGCUGGAUGGCGUGAACUGCUCUGGGGACGAAACUGCUCUCUGGAACUGCUCUGCUGAGGCCUGGGGACAGCACGACUGCGGGCACAAGGAGGAUGCGGGAGUCGUCUGCUCAGAAUUCAUGGCCCUGAGGCUGGAGAACAGUGAUGGCUGCUCCGGGCGCCUGCAAGUUUUCUACAAUGGGACGUGGGGGAGUGUAUGCUCCAACUCGAUGACUCCUCACACGGCAUCACUGGUGUGCAAGGAGCUGGGCUGCGGGGAUGGAGGGACCCGGGAAAUCAGCAUCUUCUAUGGCAGGGUGAAUGGCACCGCGUGGCUGGAUCACGUGCAGUGUGGGGAGAGCAACACCUCCUUCUGGCAGUGUCCCUCUGAUCCCUGGGAACUGCAGUCGUAUGAUGAUGUGCGAGACGAGACCAACAUCACCUGCAAUGGGAGAAAGCCGGAAAGGACGCCGGUAGCUGCGUGCCCCAAUUCCACGAGCUGCACAGACAGGGAGAAGAUCCGUGCUGUGGGAGGCAAGGAUGGGUGCUCGGGCAGAGUGGAGGUCUGGCACCGUGGCUCCUGGGGAACUGUGUGCGACGACUCGUGGGACAUGCAGGAUGCCGAGGUGGCAUGCAGGCAGCUGGGCUGUGGCCCUGCGGUGUCUGCCCUGGCCGAGGCUGCGUUUGGGGAGGGGACAGGACCCAUCUGGCUGGAGCAGGUGGAGUGCAGGGGCACGGAGCCAUCUCUGCAGGCUUGCUGGGCCCGGACUGGGGAUGGCGGUGCCUGCCGGCAUAAGGAAGAUGCAGCUGUGAACUGCUUGGGUGAGUGGCUGGGCUUACUUAGGCUCUACUCACGGUCCAGAGCUCUGGCAGAGCUCUGGGCUGCGUUCCAGCCUUGAGGAAGGGACAAUCUGGGUGGGUACAUUAGCCAGUGGUCUGCCUGGUACCACAAACCCACAUCUCAGCUCAGCUUCUCU